GACUGUACGUUUCAAACUGGUUGUUUGAUUGACGAACAGUCAAAGUUGGGUAGAAAUAAGACCUGAUGAUGAUAAAUCUACAUAUAUUUUAGGAUCAUUUUCAGAUAAGGAGGGAAGUAAACAGGCUGUAAAACAGGCUGGAAGUUGGUUUCUGCCAACUAGUUCAGAAGGUGUGUCGUAAAGCUCUCUUCCUUCUGUGUUAACCAGUUAGUAAAAACAGGUCAGUGAACAACAAGGAAGAGAAGAUGUCAUUGCUGGUUUUAGAGACUAAGUGGAAAUCAGCCCUGACCUCCAUCCUGGAGCACCUAACCCAAUCAGAACUCAGGAAGUUGCUGUUCAAACUGGACAAAAUCCCUCAAGGUCUGACGAAUGAGACGCCCAGAGAAAGACUCCCUGAUAUAAUCAUCCAGCACUACGGGACAGAAGGGUCCAUCUCUGUAAUCAAUAAAGAAAUGAAGGUCUUACCGAGGAAUGACGCUAGAGUCCAGGAGCCGCUGCGCCCCUUUGUGGACCGAGUGAAACAACUGAAGAAACAGCGACAGGAAACAAAAGGUCAGCUGAAUAGCUGCCAACCUGAGAAGAAAAAAGGUCAACUUUCUGGUCAGGGCUCCAUUGAGAGAAAAAGGAAGAUGGAUCCUGUUGGAGUCAAAAAGCCCGAACCGAAGACAGAGCAGCAAGAAACUCUGAAUCUUUCUUCUCCGUCUCUGAAACCAGAUGAAACUACCAAAACCUCCAAGAUGGAUCCUGUUGGAGUCAAGAAGCCUAAACACAAGACAGAGCAGCAAGAAACUCUGAAUCUUUCUUCUCCGUCUCUGAAACCAGAUGAAACUACCAAAACCUCCAAGGUUCCCAGUGAAGCGCUCCAGACUGGGAGGGUUAAGAUAAUAGGAAUCAAAGUGUCCAAUACGAGGAACACUCACCUGGAUGUAGAGUUCAACGGCGAGCUGAAGGCGUUUUAUGUGACAACUCGACUUCUUGCAGACGCAUUUGGCAUCAAAGCAAAUGAUGAUUUUAAAGAAAUCUUCUCUUCUCUGAUGCCGCUCAACGCAGAAGCACAAAUACAAGGAAAGAGGAUUAUAGCAAUAAAGAAUUACACUUAUUUGUAGAAGUCGAAUUGGACUGGAGUGGGUUGGAGUGUACAGUUGGAUUGUGGUUGUCUUACCGGCCGUGAUUGGUCCAUUCUGAGUUAUUGGAACUUUUGGUGGAAUCCCAGAGUUGUCCGAUCAUUAUCAGCCGAUAUUGGUUCUAAAUCAUUUGAUCAGUAACAGUAAGUGUAUCAGUAAGUGUAUCAGUAAGUGUAAAUGUAUCAGUAAGUGUAUCAGUAACAGUAAGUGUAUCAGUAAGUGUAUCAGUAACAGUAAGUGUAUCAGUAAGUGUAUGUGUAUCAGUAAGUGUAUCAGUAACAGUAAGUGUAUCAGUAAGUGUAAAUGUAACAGUAAGUGUAUCAGUAAGUGUAUGUGUAUCAGUAAGUGUAUCAGUAACAGUAAGUGUAUCAGUAAGUGUAUGUGUAUCAGUAAGUGUAUCAGUAACAGUAAGUGUAUCAGUAAGUGUAUGUGUAUCAGUAAGUGUAUCAGUAACAGUAAGUGUAUCAGUAAGUGUAUGUGUAUCAGUAAGUGUAUCAGUAACAGUAAGUGUAUCAGUAAGUGUAAAUGUAACAGUAAGUGUAUCAGUAUCAGUAAGUGUAUCAGUAUCAGUAAGUGUAAGUGUAUCAGUAAGUGUAACAGUAAGUGUAUCAGUAUCAGUAAGUGUAUCAGUAUCAGUAAGUGUAUCAGUAAGUGUAUCAGUAAGUGUAAGUGUAACAGUAAGUGUAUCAGUAUCAGUAAGUGUAUCAGUAAGUGUAUCAGUAUCAGUAAGUGUAUCAGUAAGUGUAUCAGUAACAGUAAGUGUAUCAGUAAGUGUAAGUGUAACAGUAAGUGUAACAUAUAAGAAGAUAUAUAUUGCUAGAAGCCGUCUGGCUCCCAACCCGACAUCUUCUUCAGGAGCGGUUCAAUCCCCAAAUUAUUAAAACUGAUACAAACCAACAAUCAUGUGUUCAUCCAUUAAACAUUAUUGGUGAAGUUCA
Cyclopterus lumpus (lumpfish) is the source of this 2062-nucleotide messenger RNA. RefSeq lists its product as uncharacterized. Lineage: Eukaryota; Metazoa; Chordata; Actinopteri; Perciformes; Cyclopteridae. The transcript has 7 exons. Bases 246 to 1106 code for a protein of 286 amino acids. The record is from RefSeq and is a predicted model, not a curated record.